UUGGACAUGGUACAAAAAAGCCACCCUUAAGCCCACUAGACGCUUGUCCCACCGGUUGAGCCAGCGAGGCAGGCACCGGGCACUAAAGAACACCAAAAUCCCUUGCCCUCUGCCUCAACGCUUCGAUUGCAAUUCCAGGUUUAAGCCCUUGAAUUCUCCAACUGCUCUGAUUUAUUUGUGUUUCUUGCAAAAGGGAAACAAAGAUUUCUAAGAGAGAAACCCUGAUUUUGUGUUUGUUGAAUUAUUUUUGGUGAGAUUUAGAUUGGGACUUCAAAUUUCUAGUUCAAUUGAAACAGUCUUAUUUUAUGUGUUUGAAUGCAGGAAACAAAGAUUUCUAAGAGAGAAACCCUGAUUUUGUGUUUGUUGAAUUAUAUUAGGUGAGAUUUAGAUUGGGACUUCAAAUUUCUAGUUCAAUUGAAACAGUCCUAUUAUGUGUUUGAAUGCAGGAAACAAAGAUUUCUUUAUGUGAUUGGAUGUCUGGUAAUGAAACUUGGCUGAUGACUCCUAAAUGCGAUGGUACUUCACAAAGUGGUUGUAAAGAGGCUGAGGAUUCAUGCCUUCCCUUUCCCAAAACUGGUUCUCAACAGUCAUCUGUGAGUAUGAUGUUUGAAAGUCCUAUGCCGAUUUUAGUUUACAGGAGGAAGAAACGGUGGGGCUGCAGCAGCAGUGCUAGUGCUGUUGUUGCCAACUUUUGUGCACAGGAGCUGGUUAAUUCAAAGAGAAGUGUGGAUUGUUUUUCUGUUGUUAGUUCUAAUGCACUUUCAGAAGCAGUUAUGGAGCAAAAGGGAGUUUCUCGAGUUGAACAUGAAACUGCAACAAAGACUUCUUUAUGUGAUUGGAUGUCUGGUAAUGAAACUUGGCAGAUGACUCCUAAAUGUGAUGGUACUUCACAAGCUGGAUGUAAAGAGGCUGAGGAUUCAUGCCUUCCCUUACCCAGAACUGGUUCUCAGCAGCCAUCUGUGAAUGUGAUGUUUGAAAGUCCUAUGCCGAUUUCAGUUUACAGUAGGGGGAAGAAACGGUGGGGCAGCAGCAGCAGCGCUAGCUCUGUUGUUGCCAACUUUUAUGCACAGGAGCAUGUUAAUUCAAAGAGAAGUGCGGAUUGUCUUUCUGUUGUUAGUUCUGAUGCACUUUCAGAGGCAGUUAAGCGAAAGGGAGUUUCUCGAGUUGAACAUGAAACUGCAACAAAGAUUUCUUUAUGUGAUUGGAUGUCUGGUAAUGAAACUUGCAAGAUGACUCCUAAAUGUGAUGGUACUUCACAAAGUGGAUGUAAAGAGGCUGAGGAUUCAUGCCUUCCCUUACCCAAAAUUGGUUCUCAGCAGUCAUCUGUAAGUAUGAGGUUUGAAAGUCCUAUUCCGAAUUUAAUUUACAGGAGGAAGAAACGGUGGGGCAGAAGCAGCAGUGCUAACGCUGUUGUUGCCAACUUUUGUGCACAGGAGCUGGUUAAUUCAAAGAGAAGUGUGGAUUGUCUUUCUGUUGUUAGUUCUGAUGCGCUUUCAGAGGCAGUUAUGGAGCGAAAGGGAGUUUCUCAAGUUGAACAUGAAACUGCAACAAAGAUUUCUUUAUGUGAUUGGAUGUCUGAUAAUGAAACUUUCCGGAUGACUCCUAAAUGUGAUGGUACUUCACAACCUGGAUGUAAAGAGGCUGAGGAUUCAUGCCUUCCCUUACCCGAAACUGGUUCUCAUUGGUUAUCUGCGAGUGUGAUGUUUGAAAGUCCUAUGCCGAUUUUAGUUUACAGUAGGAGGAAAAAACGGUGGGGCAGCAGCAGCAUUGCUAGCGCUGUUGUUGCCAACUUUUGUGCACAGGAGCCGGUUAAUUCAAAGAGAAGCACAGAUUGUCUUUCUGUUGUUAGUUCUGAUGUGCUUUCAGAGGCAGUUAUGGGACAAAAGGGAGUUCCUCGAGUUGAACAUGAAAUUGCAACUGUUAGAGCUCCUGUGAUGCCUCUCGCUUGCAGUAGAGGGCCUCACAUUUCGAAGUACGAAAUUGCUAAUGGAUGUUCUGGUGUGUAUGACCACAUUUCUGAUGAUGUACAUAAAACUGUUGUGCAGAAAACAAUAGAUGUUGACAGUAUAAAUGAUAGUUGCUCAUCAUCAAAGUCAAAUAUGGAACUUGCAUUAGCUUCUACAAAAGAUGAGAUGGAUGAAAACGGUGAGUGCUCCUCCUCUAGUGUAAUAGCUGCUGAAGUUGCGAUGGAAGAUCUAUCUGAAAAAGAUGCGUGCCACCAUAUACUUUGGAACCAGGGGAAUGUUGAUGAAGUUGGGCCUUCUAGCAAUUUUGUUAAUGAGGAAACUGGGACUACCAGUGGUGGUAGUUGUUCUAGGUUUUGCAAAUCUUGUAGUCGUUCAGGAACUGUUCAAAAGAUGCUAAUUUGUGAUAGUUGUGAAGAAGCAUUUCAUGUACGUUGCUGCACUCCCAGGAUAAAGAAACUACCGGUUGAUGAAUGGUACUGUAUUAUGUGUAUGAAACAGAAGCGAAUAAUGCUCAAAGAGACAACUGCAAGCAAGGCUUCAAGUAUCACUGGUGUAAUGGGCAGAUCCAGAGACAAAUCACCUAAAGGGGAAUUCAGUCCAAUAGAACUAAUGUUGAGAGAUACUGAACCUUAUAGAACUAGCGUUCGAAUUGGAAAGGGCUUUCAAGCAGAAAUUCCUGACUGGUCUGGUCCAAUUGAUAAUGAUGUUGAUAAUAUUGGUGAACCACUAGAAUUGGAUCCUUCAGAAUUUACUGAUUUCCAUGGAUCAAAUUGCAAUAAGUCAUCUAAAUUAAGCUUAAUAGGGAACUGGCUUCAAUGUAGAGAGUUUAUAGAAGGUGUAGGAGGCACUAAAGGAACCAUCUGUGGAAAGUGGCGCAGGGCUCCUCUUUUUGAAGUCCAAACUGAUAACUGGGAGUGCUUCUGCUGUGUCCAAUGGGAUCCAUCACUUGCUGAUUGUUCCGUACCUCAGGAGCUGGAAACAGAAGAAGUUUUGAAGCAACUCAAGUAUCUAGAGAUGUUAAGACCACGACUAUCAGCUGAUCGGCGAAAAUCAGAUCGGACCAACAACUGCACUUCGCAAGACCGUAAAUGUGAUACGAGAAAUGCAAAGAGCUAGGUCACGUGGCAGUGAUAAUUUUUCCGGAGCAUCUGUACAGCUUACCUUGAAAAGAUCUUGUAUAUCCGAAAUUCCUGACAGUUCCAAAGAUCUCAAUUUUGCAACUAGGUAUUUUCCUUAACGGUUAACUUGCAUUCCAUCGUAUUAUAAUGGAGAAAAAUGAAGUAUGAAAGAGUAUUUAGGCA
This is a messenger RNA of Gossypium raimondii (Peruvian cotton), 3268 nucleotides long. RefSeq lists its product as hypothetical. NCBI's taxonomy places the organism in Eukaryota, Viridiplantae, Streptophyta, Magnoliopsida, Malvales, Malvaceae. Gene Ontology annotation, molecular function: zinc ion binding. The record is from RefSeq and is a predicted model, not a curated record. The transcript is spliced from 7 exons. Bases 441 to 3083 code for a protein of 880 amino acids. Gene Ontology annotation, biological process: chromatin remodeling.